AUGAUUGAAUCUAUUGAGUUUUUGUAUCUUCAAAAUGCAAUUGAAAUGAAAUGUUAUGUUGAUGAAGAAUCAACAACUAACCAUAGUUUCGGAAUAUUUAAUGAAUAUAUUGUUGUUUAUGGAUAAGGUAUAGAAAGUUUGAUUAUUGAUUAAGAUUUUAAAUUGAUUAAAAAAUUAGACUUGCAAUGCCAAUUAGCACAUUGCAAAUUUAAUAAUUAAUUACUGACUGCUGAUGAUUUUUGA
This is a messenger RNA of Stylonychia lemnae, 243 nucleotides long. The record is from the annotation of a GenBank genome assembly. NCBI's taxonomy places the organism in Eukaryota, Ciliophora, Spirotrichea, Sporadotrichida, Oxytrichidae.